AUGGACCCAACUGUUAUUAUAUCUUCUUUUCUUAUUCUAUUCUUCUUCGAAUUCAAUAUAAAUUUAUUUGGGGGUAUUGGGGUUGCCAAUAUUUUGACAAUCCCGGAACUCAUCGACCACACUAGUCGUGCAAUCUCAGGCGCUACCAUGAUCUCUGGACUAAACGAGAUCGUCGGUCAGAUCAGAGAAGCUCAGGCCGCUGCAACGUAUUUAUUAUCAUCAGACUACGAGUUCUCUGACAGCUUUCAGGAACAACAGGAAAAACAACAUGAUAAUAUCACCAACGACAAUAUCACAGUAUCAGGCGAGGUACCUUCGGUGUCUGAAGAUCCUUUCACUUCAGGCUCGUAUAGUUCCAGAAAUAUGGAUGAAUUUCUGGAAAACUCGACCGCAACACUUAAUUCGUCAGUCAUUGCAUCUCGCUAUGAGGUUCCACGGUCUAGAACUUUGGAAGAAAUCGCAUUAUACGUCUGGGCAACUAUCUGCGCUUUAACCUUCCCGGUAAUAAUUGUUGUUCUGAAGAAUGUGAUCAAGCUGUCUAACCAGAUGAGCGAGCUGAUCCUAAACGAUAUCAACCACCAUACCACCUCUCAAAUGCGUGAUGUGCACCGCUCGCUGACACGACAGAUACAAGGUCUCGAUAUGCAUCAUAUUAGAGAAAGAAUAGACAGGCUUUCCAGAGAAGUCAGAAACUAUCUCGACGAAACGAUGCAAAGUCUAAGGCCUUUGAGUGCCCUGUCCGGAAAACUGGAAACAAUCCGCAGAAGCAUUCGUGAAAAAACCGACACGGGAAAUUAUGAGGACCAAAAUAUAUUGGAUGAAAAACUCCAGGCUAUUGAGAAUGGGAACCAAAGUAUUAUUCACCAGAUACAAGAACAAACGGCUUUCUACGAUGAGCUCCUUAAAGGAAUUAGCAGGCUCGAAGAGAAAUUAAAACUCUCUGUGAAAUCCCCCGGGCCCCCAACAGACGACCCGAAAUAA
Messenger RNA from Talaromyces proteolyticus, 981 nucleotides. RefSeq lists its product as uncharacterized. The record is from RefSeq and is a predicted model, not a curated record. NCBI's taxonomy places the organism in Eukaryota, Fungi, Ascomycota, Eurotiomycetes, Eurotiales, Trichocomaceae. The coding region runs from base 1 to 981 and encodes 326 amino acids. The transcript has 2 exons.